CAAAUUUGGCGUCACAACAAAUUUGGCGUCACUAUAACGCUAGACAAACCUUAUAAAAAGGCUUCUCGAAUUUUGACUUAUCUCACGAACCUUGUAGCCGUUUCUCUCACUCAUUGCAUUUUCAGAGGAUUGAAAACUGUAUAAUAUUUUCUGGGUCGCUAUAUAGCCUAAAAUGCCUGAAGAUUUCUACUUAGAGCGCCCUCUUUUCGGCGCUGCCUUAGCUAGCACCUUCCCUCAAAGGUUCCAGGACGUGAGUGAUAUUCGACAAGUUCCUGAUCAUCAGGAGGUGUUCGUGGACCCUUCCCGGGAUGAAAGUUUGAUCUUUGAGUUAUUAGAAUUGAAGCAUGAAGUUGGUGAUAAUGGGAGUGCUACAUGGUUUCUUCAAGACCUUGCCUCUGAACAAGAAGCUGAAGGAAGCGCGGUGAUUGAACAGUCAGGAGUGGUUGAGGCCCCUGGACUGUGUUAUAGGAGCACACCUGCUGUCAUUACAACUGCAGUAGGCCAAAUGGCUAUCUCUAAGGGACGGCAAGGUAGGGAAGCACAAAAUGUUGUAAGGGUAUAUGUCGCAAAUGUUCGUCUUAAAGAAGUUAACACGGAUGUCCUAAUUACUGCAUAUGAGCCGAUUCAUAUAAAUCCAUUGAGUGAAAGUGUUACUGCCGUCGGGGCCGGUGCUGCCACUCCUGCUGAGCAUUCUGGAUGUAUGCCAAUGGUUGAGGUCUUUAAACUAGCUGUCUCAACCUUUAAAGUCAACAACUGGGGUCUUUUUGGCAAUGCAUAGAUGAGUCACACAGCCAUGUAUAUAUAAUACAUGAAUAGGUGGUUUUUAGAUUUAUAAAUCUACUAUGUGGAUUUUUUUUACUUCCGCAUUGUGUUACUAUUUCUUAGUCUUGUAAGUUGUAAUGUUUGUUUUUUGUUAAGAAAGCAUGCUGCCAUUUACCAUUUUAUAGUCUUGUAAGUUCUAAUGAUUGUUAUAUGUUCAGAAAGCAUGUAGCCGUUUACUAAGUAAAGUAAAGUAUAAAUUUGUAUUUUAAUUUUUAGAAA
Molecule: messenger RNA, 1041 nt
Organism: Humulus lupulus (European hop)
Lineage: Eukaryota; Viridiplantae; Streptophyta; Magnoliopsida; Rosales; Cannabaceae
Exons: 8
Coding region: 173-778 (201 amino acids)
Biological process (GO): protein import into nucleus
Cellular component (GO): nucleus
Molecular function (GO): small GTPase binding; guanyl-nucleotide exchange factor activity
Source: RefSeq, a predicted model, not a curated record